Molecule: messenger RNA, 1297 nt
Organism: Astyanax mexicanus (Mexican tetra)
Lineage: Eukaryota; Metazoa; Chordata; Actinopteri; Characiformes; Acestrorhamphidae
Gene: tbpl2
Product: TATA box binding protein like 2
Exons: 7
Coding region: 277-1212 (311 amino acids)
Biological process (GO): DNA-templated transcription initiation
Molecular function (GO): RNA polymerase II general transcription initiation factor activity; DNA binding
Source: RefSeq, a predicted model, not a curated record
AUAAUUGGCCGUAGCUUGUUUAAUAGCUGAUAUUUUUUACCGAGUAUAAAAUAUCAGAAUACAAUGAUGCUAAUAGCUAAUGAGGGAGCUGGCACGUCUUCUCACGUCACCCCUCUUCACUCCUCACACUUUGCUGCUAAUUAAUUAGUGAGUCUGCCAAACAGAAGGCCUGUUUCAUGGAACUAAAGCCACUAGACCCUAGCUAGUUAGGUCUGACAACGUAUUUCCUAGUACUUCUUGGUGUAUUCCACAGUAUUGUGACAGACUCUGUGGAAUAUGGACGAUGAGGCUUCACUUGAGAGUUAUUUUGACCAGUCAAUUGCUGGUACAUCUGAGUACAUGUUUGAAGGGGACCUGGGAUUGCAAGGCCCUCCACAGCUGCAGGAUCCCUCCUUCCUGGCCUCCUCCAUUUCUUCCCAGCAGAAAGAUCUUUCAGAGGAUCUGGACCUGAGCUUCCUGCCUGAUGAGCUCAGUGCCCAGGAGGAGCCACCAGAGAAUGUGGGUGUCAGUUCCAACGAUGACAGUGGUAUAUACCAAGACUGUCCACCCUCACAGUUACCAGAUGCAGACACAGACCCUAAUAAGACCCAGCCUGUGGCCUCCCCCUUUUGCUCCCUCCCAAUGACCCCCAUGACACCUAUGACCCCUGUUGCCCCAGUCACAGAAAGUUCAGGAAUCAUCCCACAGUUACAGAACAUUGUGUCCACAGUAAACCUGGCUUGUCCUCUAGACUUAAAGUCCAUUGCUCUUCAGGCUCGAAAUGCUGAGUACAAUCCCAAGCGUUUUGCUGCUGUUAUAAUGCGCAUCCGUGAGCCCAGAACAACUGCCCUCAUCUUCAGCUCUGGAAAGAUGGUCUGCACUGGUGCAAAAAGUGAAGAGCAGUCUCGUCUUGCUGCCAGGAAAUAUGCCAGAGUGGUGCAGAAACUCGGCUUUCCAGCCAAGUUUCUUGACUUCAAGAUCCAGAACAUGGUGGGCAGUUGUGAUGUGUGUUUCCCCAUACGGCUGGAGGGCCUAGUUCUGACUCACCAGCAGUUCAGCAGCUAUGAACCAGAGUUGUUUCCUGGUUUAAUUUACCGCAUGGUGAAACCACGUAUUGUCUUGCUGAUCUUUGUGUCUGGAAAAGUUGUUCUUACAGGUGCAAAAGAUCGCUCUGAAAUCUAUGAAGCUUUUGAGAAUAUCUACCCAAUUCUAAAAGGAUUCAGGAAACAGUGAAAAGGAAAGUGCACUUUUUCAGCAAGGAAAAUGUCAAAUGUAUUGCUUGCCUUGAAAGUAAUACUUUGAAACAAGAGAAUUUCAA